AUAUCAAUUUCGCUUUAUGUUUUAAGAGUGUGCACUGUGCACGCAAUAGGUAUUGAUAUCCACACCACUCUCAAUAGACCAGUUCGAAGAUACAAUCUGCGCAUGCACAGAAUGGUCACUUUUACAAAAUUGUAAAACCCACUGAUCUGCUAUUCUGCUACUUGUCAAAGCCUGUUCAUCUAGACAAGGGUGAUCUUCUGCCGACGGUGGACGGCUUGUGCGAAUUUGUGCCUAAUUAUAUGCAUGUAUAUGGUGCAAGUAAAAAUGAUGAUGUUGUGACUAUACUCGCAGCUGGUGGCUUCCUUCAACUGCUUCAAUUGGGCAACUCAAUGAUAUCCCAGUCUUUCAAGAAGCUGUACUUGUAUUUGUAAGAACCAGAGGAUGUACCAAGUCUGGUGAAACGAAGAAAAUGUUGACUUCUUAUAGCUCUGCCUUUCUGUGUGAUGUAAUCUGGAAUAGGGAUGGCUUUCUGGUGGUGGGGGAUCUUGUACAUCAUGGGUAGACGUGAUUGCAGUCGUCGCUCUUGUAGAGUUGGGAGUCCGAUGUCUCGGAUUUGAUUCGUACCCCCUCCUCUGAACUUUCUCAAGCCUGUCUAUCUUGUUUUGCCGAUACGUGCUCAUGAAAGUUAUGUAAUCAUUCUUCAUGCAUGCCACUGUGAUACAUUCUAUUAAACACAGGUGGAAGUAAUUCUUUCAAGAGGGCAAAUAAAGAAUCACCUCCAUGACUUUAGCUGUGAUUAUAACUGACACAAAGUGGGAUUUAUCUACCUUUAAAGAUCUGUGGAUAUUUGGGGUCAUCUGAACCAUUUUGCUAACUACGAACUGGUCUAAGGAUAGGCCUUUGUCACAUUCACAAGCAGAUCAUCUUCAGCAGAGGCGACGUCGCACAGGGAGCAUUCCUAAAUGAAUGAUUCACCGCUUUCUCCAGUUUGAAGUUUCUGCAGAAAAGAAGAAAAGCAGGCGUAGUGAGAGAGGAAAGGGGACGCGUGAGUGAGACGGUUCCCCAUCACUGUGAUAUAGGAGGCAUCCAUGCCAUAGCUGUGUAUUUCAUCAAGCGUUCAGGCAGCCUAGGAUGAAGACACACCAUCUGCCAUGCCAGUGUGGAGAGCAAGGGAGUCUUUUCGCAUGUGGGAUUUGGCUUUAUAGCUUCUAGGAAGGAAGGUUGCCUAGCUAGUCUGGAAGUGGAUUAAUCCCAAAAGCCCGUCCACUUGAUAAACCAAUACGAAGAAACCACCACCAGCACCACGGAGGAUUUGACUCUUCAUCACCACUCUGCAGAUGAUCUACCAACCAUGAAGGAACUGCCCAAAUCGAAGAAAAACCGGUUGAUGUUCUUCUGGACACUGGUGAUGGUGACGACCAUCUGGUUGGUCCUCUGGUCCAUGUCCGACGGGUACGACCGCUUCACGUGGCAGGAGGAAGUGUCAUCAAUACCUGUAGUGUGUCACCCUUCAACCACCAGGGAACUCCAGUCAACGAUUGGCGAGAAUGGUACAGGGCAGUGCUCCCCUCAGCAUCGUGUAGUCUUCAUAAAGACUCACAAGACCGCCAGCAGUACCACGGCUUCCAUUCUCGAGCGGUACGGCUACCGCCACAAUCUCUCUUUCGCUGUUCCUCCUGCGGGUCACAUCCUCGCGCAAAAAAUACCCUUUCACCGCUCCCUAGUCGCCGACCACGGCUCAUCCACCACAAACAACUGCUCCGACCAUGACCAUGGGCUCGACAUGCUGACCAACCACGCCAGAUACAAUCGGCCAGAGAUGGAAGCCGUGAUCCACCACGCCAAAUACUUGACCAUCCUUCGCGAGCCAACGGCGCAGUUCGAAUCGGCCUUCGGCUAUUUCCAAGUUGCUGAGAAGCUCGGCUUGUCCAGGUAUGAAAACCCAAUAGAAGCAUUUAUGACAGACCCAGAGACGUACCUCAAUAUGAGAAAGUUUGAUUACUACUGGCAGGCUAUGAGAAACCAACAGCUCUUUGAUCUGGGGCUCGAUCACAAAGACCACGACGACGAAUACAUCGUAAAUUAUAAAAUCGCUUCUCUGGAGAAGGAACUCGACUUAGUCAUGUUGACAGAAUACUACCCUGAAUCCAUAGUCCUCCUCAAGAAGAUGCUUUGUUGGGACUUCGAUGACAUGUUGUACCUGUCCAACGGCGUCCGUAGCAAGUCCAUUCGCUACUCCAUCUCACCUGAGCUGCGUGCGAAGAUCCGUAACUGGAAUUGCGCCGACGGCAAACUCUAUGAUCACUUUAACAAGACUUUCUGGAAGCAGGUCAAGGAAUACGGACCCGACUUCGACAAGGACCUCGCUACAUUCCUUCGCAAGCAGCAAGAACUCGAAGACGAGUGUAUAGAUUUAAGUGCAACAAAGGACAGUCGCCGAGAAGUCGUUUACCAAUUGAAAUCGAACGCCAGCAAGAGGUGCGCGGACGUUCUUCGUGGAGAUGUAGACUAUACAUCCCUUAUACAGGAUCGGAUGAGAGAAAACGGCGAAGCACCGUCCAAAUUUUCGUUUGCAUAUCUCCGUGAUGUAUACAACUCCAUCUUCGUUUAGUGUAUAAGGUUUUGCUGUAGAUGGGAUAUCAACAGGAGAUCAUAAUCAUGAAAUACCAAUCGCUGUCACUUCCAUGGGCGUUCUAGAUUUGUAUGCGGCUUGUUGAACAAGCUAUGACGUUAUUUCAAUGUGCUGUGAGGGCUUUGAAAGUCUUCGAGUGAAUAUCGGUGUUCUUAUGCAAAAUAACAUUGAUAUAUUAUAUGCUGCCGAUAGUAGUCAUGUGGCUGUAAAUGUAUAUUUUGUAGAUUUUUUUUACAGGUUCGAGAUAUACCCUGGUGAUCAAACGCUUGUACAUAAGGAACGAGGAUAUUGGGAAAUCCCUCAACAUAACUAUACACCAUAUGCGAUGAAGUAACUAAACGCCGAUUAAAAUUGUUCUGGCAUGGAGGAGCGACUACCUCUCCAGGCAUAUAGUAAAGAUUUUGUUGUACCUCGAACACAUGGACGUCAACCACUAUGUUGGAAGGACCAAGUCCGCCAUGAUGGCGGGAUUAGUCUGGAAGCCGCUGAAAGACCAUGCUCAAGAUAAAACUGAAUGGAGGCCGACUUCUAGGAGCACAAGGGAACACCUUGUAAAAAGACUGAAGUGAUUUUUAGUUUCGAUUUCGAUCCCGCUUAUUCAUGAACGACGCAAUGUGCUGCAACAGUUAUUAUAGAUUCAAAGUUUCAAGUUAUUUUGCACUUUCAGCUAAUUUAUAAUUUGUUAUUCAGAGCAUUGUGCGUCAAAAGAUAAAUAUGAAACGUCACUAAAACGUGACACUUUAACUUCCAUGGGUUAAUGGUGCAAUAGUUGCAUUGCGGUGCUAGAUUAGCGCAGCUAAUAAUGCAAUCAAAAUAAAACCCUAUGUGCAGAUGUUGAACAAUAAUUAUUGUAGCAUACAACUGUGCAGCGUUCGCCAAAAAUGUAAGUAUUACGACAUCAGUGCUACCCAUUUAAUGCAAAUGAUAUCGAAGUGUUGAUAUGUUAAAGUAUUAAAUAAUAGAAAACAAUUAUAAUUUUGAAAUGUUGAUUUGUGAAGUAUUACUUGUAUUUGGAUCUUCCAUGUUGACUCCUCUAUGUUGUCUCCUCUUGAUAUUGUAAUUUACAUUAUAGGCUGAAUUGACGCUGUCAUUAAGCAUUUCCUAUUUCGACCUUCAGACGAAACAAUCGAAUGAGGUUGAUUCAAUAUGUAUUGUCUUUGUCACUUAGGGCAAAACACCUCUUAUGACGUAAAAGGGAGAUCGAAUUUGAUCCUUUAAACUGAUGGAGGUUUAUUAUUAUCUAAUUUUAAGAACUGUUGUUUAUGCAGGGGCACUAAUACUUUUUUUUGGAACGCAGAAGAGUGUACAUGUAAGUUUAAGAGUCAUAGUGGAGAUCAUUUGGUGUUUGACUUGAAUCCACUCCGAAGUAGAGGUUUAUUACUCUUUUGAGAGUGAAUUUUAGCGUGGAUUUUCCACACCAAAACGAAAUGAAUCAUAAUAUGACUCCCCCACGUGGAUCUUCACUUUAGACUUGUACAUUUAGACAGUUCAGGAUGGAGGCAGGUGGAGUCCUACCCCGGCUUGGACAACCCUGAAUAUGUGACAUUACCGAGACUGCAUUAUAAAAUAUUCAUAAUGUGUUUUUAAUAAGGUUGAUUUAGGUUUCAAUUAAUAUACCAUUCCCAAUGCACUUGGUCUUUAUGGUAACAAUGACGGAUUUCGAUUGAGCGGAAAUUGGAUCCAGUUUCCAUGAAACGGCAAUUACAGUGACAAUACGCUAGCGGCGAAGAGUGGGAUCGCUUGCCCGGAAAGCUACAUCACAAAAAUUGAAGAAGGCGCAUGUAGCAGAAUAUUCUGCACGUGACCACACUUUGCAUGUAUGUAUGAAUGUAUGAAAUAGUUAUUGUGAAAAAUAGAUAUGAAUGAGGAUAUCGGUUCUCUCUUAAGACUUUUUGCUGCAGCUGUUGAUCUUGCAAUGUAUUGUGUAAAAUAAUUACAGAGUUAGAAAAAUAGCUUUUAAUUACGUGUAGCCUAUACCAAUAUAUAUCUUUCCUUUUAAUUUCGAUUAACUUCAGUGGAUAAGGUAUGCUCUCCACAUGCAUGAUAUAGUGUGCGAUCUCGUCCCGCGUUCUUUUUAGGACAUUUUUUUUGGUUCAUGAAUAUUAACUUCUUUAACAUUCCGAUUCCGGGGCAAUGCCCUUUUUUCUUUAAAUGACUCAAAUUUUGAUUACAAUUAAACAUGCAGCUAAAACUAUUAGAUGCUUAAUAUUUGUUUCAAGUUGUUGAACAAUUUAGUACUUUCUAGAAUUCCAUUUUUUAAUUGUUUUUUUUUUUUACCAUGAUAACGGUGUUAUUUUAGAAGUCAUUAAAACAUGUUCUUCAAAUCGAGAGACCAUUCUGAAUUCUGUGUUUGGUCAUGUUAGAUCUGCCCAUACAUUUUGAUAUAUAUCUCGGUCAGCAUUUUAACUUAAUCAUUAACGGACACUAUAGGGGAAUUUACACACAGGGCAAUAAGUGAGUUUUAGAUAUCGACUUUUGAAUCGAGAUCGAAAUCUCACUUGGGGGGAAGGGGUGUAUUGUGUGAUCGCAAUCAAUAUCUGCUCUUAACGAAUAAUUAUAACAAAGGUUUGGUGCUGUAAAGUGAAACAUACUCGGAUCGAUUUGCAGCUAAAUGUAUAGCAAUAUGCCGUUACUCAACGAAAACCAAAUUUGUCUGGUCCCUUUCGCAUACCAGACCGACAACAGACCGAAAAAUGCAUGAAGUCUUUAGUCUAUGGCUUAUGAUCUAAGAAACGGAGUUAAGUCUUUUGUCAAUUAUGUUUGUUCCUACGGCAAGCAGUCAGUGAAAACUAAUUCGUUUAGUAGAAUUAUGGAAAUGCAAGCAUUACUUUAAACAAACAGAUUUUUGUUAUUCCUAGCUCAUUUUUCCUGAUUGAGCUGUCAUAUAAAAGGGCAGAAAAUGAACUUUCUAAAAAUGUGACGUUCUCUUUGAAAAUGACUUUUUGGUACCCUUUCUUCAAAUUGAUUUGAAUCACUCAUAAAAUAUGCAUCAUAUGAGUUACGUCAAAUGAAAGAGGAAGAUCUAAGCUUUAAAAAAAAUAAAUAAAAAUAUGUGUCAUUUAUUGAUUAUAAUUGUGAUUAAGUUAUGAUAAAACAUCGAUAAUUCUCGGUUUCGUUUUUUCUGGGACGCACUGUAUGUUUGAUUUUUAAAUUUAUGUUUUUGUAGUGCAGAAGCUUGGUAUGUGAGUUGCUUGCUGCAUUUAAUUCAACACAAAUCAGAGAGUGCUUUGUGUUUUUUAUUUUUUGUUUUCAUUUUGAUUUGGAAUAGUACCUUAAAGGCCCGGUCUUGUCACCCCCCUAGUCGAUAUUAAAGUGAUACUAUUUCUCUGCAAGACAAUGUAAUUUGUUUGCGGUAUCUCUUUGCUGCACCGAUACCUCAGUCACCUCGCCAUUUUUUUUUAUUCGGUGUGCUUCCGUUUUGCGUUGGUCUUGCCAAUGUGACUGGGAAUAAUACUUCAGUCACACCGGCAAACCGAAUCCAAACCGAAUCCGAACCGAAUCCGAACCGAAUCCAAAUCGACCGAUUAUUGAUGAUUCGUCAUUAUGCAAUCUCUGAGAAUACCUUAGAAAUAUAGAAACAUGAAAAGUUCAGAAGUAAUUUGAAAACAUAUCUAGGUAAUAGUUUGUAAGAUCUUAAAAUUAUGAACCCAGUGCACCAUUUCCACUUCUGUAUUCUGUUCCGAAAAUCGCAUAGAGAAAAGCAAAUGUGUCUAUGUGUUAUAAUUAUGCGCAAUACAAAAACGUUUAAUUAAUGUUUGGUGUGUUGUCAGUCUUGCGCAUCGAUCUUGCCGGUGUGACGGUGUGACGGGUAUAAGCCACAGUCACAUCUACAGACAGUCUCCAUACGACAGAUUCUUAGUCAUUCGUGUUGUCGGGCAGGGCAUCGGUUUCACGAGACCGUCAUAAGUGCAAACUUGGCGAUAGUCCAUUGAAAUGCUUGUAAAAUUUAACACACGCGAUUCAAAGGGAUGUACGUCCAUCGUUGAACGUGUUCUCAUGGCGGUUUCGUGAAACACUACCCCGGUGUCGGCCUCGUCAUUGUGACUAGGGUGUACCAUGUAUUAGCUUACAUGCGAUGCUGCACAUACAUCAUCAGCUGGCUCAACAUUGUCACUGAUGACAUGUAGUUAUGCCAAUGAUUCUAAGAUCGUAAACAUACAUUAUAUACGUCUACGGGUUGGGCGUCGCUAUAUAUCUAUUUGGAAAGUGUUGGGGGGGGGGGGGGGGAGAACAUGGUCGAUAAUUUAGCUCAUGUUUCUAGAAUGAACGGAAUAAGAAAACUCAGACCUCUUUUUCCGAUAGAUGAUCAACAUAAAGUUCCAUCAAGCGAACUAUAGCAAAACAAAACAAAACGAAAAAACGAGAGAAAAAA
This is a messenger RNA of Strongylocentrotus purpuratus (purple sea urchin), 6944 nucleotides long. RefSeq names its product galactosylceramide sulfotransferase. The coding region runs from base 1292 to 2551 and encodes 419 amino acids. Gene Ontology annotation, molecular function: galactosylceramide sulfotransferase activity. The transcript has 4 exons. Gene Ontology annotation, biological process: glycolipid biosynthetic process. NCBI's taxonomy places the organism in Eukaryota, Metazoa, Echinodermata, Echinoidea, Camarodonta, Strongylocentrotidae. Gene Ontology annotation, cellular component: membrane. The record is from RefSeq and is a predicted model, not a curated record.